Microdochium trichocladiopsis is the source of this 2121-nucleotide messenger RNA. Its product is annotated as transcriptional adaptor-like protein. Gene Ontology annotation, biological process: chromatin remodeling; regulation of transcription by RNA polymerase II. The transcript has 2 exons. Lineage: Eukaryota; Fungi; Ascomycota; Sordariomycetes; Xylariales; Microdochiaceae. The record is from RefSeq and is a predicted model, not a curated record. Gene Ontology annotation, cellular component: nucleus; SAGA-type complex. The coding region runs from base 310 to 1878 and encodes 522 amino acids. Gene Ontology annotation, molecular function: protein binding; chromatin binding; zinc ion binding.
AUUGGCUGCGACACGACGAGUCGACCUGGCUGGACUGGAGCCCGCGAUGCUGAUGAGCCAGUCUGCCUACGACCGCACCGCGACGACACCUAUUCCAUCAGCACACGCACCACCCAACGACGUUUCCAUCGAAACCGUUGCACCCAGCGCAUCCAGACUCACUGCGCCACUCGCAAGCACUUUUAGCCCACGAUCAAGCAAGCGCUUCCCCUUCUGUCCGCCCUCUGCCCGAAUCCACCCUAGCUGUCGAAGUCGCUGCGGCUUCGCGCACCCGAGCCCACCCUGGAAGCGAAGGAGGAGGAAGAGGACAUGGGCGUCAUCCGCAAGAAGGCGGCCACAAGAGGUGGCGAGGGCGGCGUCAAAUAUGUCUGCGACGUCUGUUCCGCCGACAUCACUUCCACAGUCCGCAUACGAUGUGCGCAUCCAUCCUGCAACGAGUACGACCUGUGUGUUCUCUGCUUCUCGCAGGGUUCGUCCAGCGGGUCGCAUCAGCCAGCAACACACCCCUACAAAGUGAUUGAGCAGAACUCUUUCCCGAUUUUUGACCGCGACUGGGGUGCCGACGAAGAGCUGUUGUUGCUCGAAGGCUGCGAGAUCUACGGGCUUGGAUCAUGGGCCGACAUAGCAGACCACAUUGGUGGAUACCGCAACAAAGAUGAGGUGCGCGACCACUACCUCAGCGCAUAUGUUGAGUCGCCAUGUUUUCCGCUGCCGAAGCGAUGCCGUCCGACCGACAUGGAACUUGCGCAAGAGAUCUCCCGUGAAGAAUUCCAGGCCCGCAAGAAGAGGCGUAUUGAAGAACGCCGGGACGCGCAAAAGAAUGCCGCUCCUUUGCCGCCAAAGACCAAGCCGACUGCCAGUGUCCCCUCGUGUCACGAAAUCCAGGGCUACAUGCCUGGGCGUCUGGAAUUUGAGACAGAAUACGCAAACGAGGCCGAAGAGGCAGUCCAGCUCAUGCAGUUCGACCCCGGCGAUGGCAUCAAUCCACGGACGGGCGAGCUGGAGCCUGAGAUGGAGCUCAAGCUCACCGUCAUGGACAUCUACAAUCAGCGCCUGACACAAAGAGUGGAGAGGAAGAAGGUCAUCUUUGAGCACAACCUGUUGGAGUACCGGGAGAACAUGAAGCUCGAGAAGAAGCGUACGAAAGAAGAGAAGGACCUGGUGAAUAGGGCCAAGCCCUUUGGACGCAUGAUGAACCACGACGAUUUCGAGGCGUUCUGCCAGGGGAUCGUGGACGAGUUGAAUCUGCGGCAAGCCAUAACACAACUCCAAGAGUGGAGAAGCCUGCGGAUUGGGGACUUGAAGAGUGGCGAAAAGUAUGAGCAGGACAAGGUGCAGCGUAUACAGAAGAGUGUGCCGAUCGGAUCAAUGGACCGGGAGCGCCUGGCAUCUGCGCAGAGAAGCAAGCAAGCAGUGCAGCCUGAGCCACCCAGCGGCGCAGCUACACUCGUUGCGCCGGAGCUGCCUUUCCGUCCUGCCUUGGGAGUUACCACCGCGCAAGGACUGGCCGACUUGGCCAAGGGCGAUCUCAAGCCGCUCACGAAUGGGCAUACAAAUGGUGUCACGAAUGGCACGGCGAAUGGCUCUCGGACCAAAUUUGUCUCCCUGCCGAUAUCGGGCAUGCAGCCGCUGCAUUUGACGCCAGACACAGCGCCAGACAUGCACCUCCUGACGCCCGAGGAAGUUGAGCUGUGCAAGGUAUCGCGCCUGCAACCCAAGCCAUAUCUAAUGAUCAAGGAGCAGGUGCUCAAAGAAGCACUCAAGGGCAACGGAACGCUGAAGAAGAAACAGGUCAAGGAAAUCUGCAAGCUGGAUUCCCAGAAGGGAAGCAGGAUCUUUGACUUCUUUGUCAAUGCAGGCUGGAUCGGGAAGGUCUAAAGACCUUGCAGUCGAGUGUUCCAAGCCUUGUAUAGCGACAGCCUUGAUGUCUCACUUGCACGAAGUAGCUAGUUAUCUGCAUACGCAGCUCAAUACAUCGUAGCACCACGAGACUUGUUCUUGACGUUGUGUCCUGUUGUGGUGAAAUGCGGCAAAUGUACCUAGGUAGUCAUUUGGCAGCCCGUUGGCUUUCCCGAACCAGGGAGCGCCCCUUCUCAUAUUGAUCUCCAUUUGCUUCGGUGA